GCAGGGCCUCAGCGCCAGGUUUGGGUCACCCGGGAGCUGCGCCCAAAAUCCCCAGGACCUACUCCUCAGGGUUCAGGAGGGGGCACAAGCAUGGAGCGGCUUCGGGGUCUACUCCAGAGAGCGCAACAGCUGUCCCCACAACGCUCUCAGACCAUCUAUAAGCGUGUGGAAGGCCCCCAUCAAGGGCACCUGGAGGAGGAAGAGGAAGACAGGGAGGAGGGGACAGAGCCGCCAGUCCACUUCUCCCCCAUGGAGCUGAAGGGCCCUGAGCCCCUGGGCUCUACAGCCGGCCUGCCAAACCUCACACCCUGGGCCGCAGCAGGUCGAAGGGCCGCCCCCUACCUGGUCCUGACUGCCCUCCUGAUCUUCACUGGGGCCUUCCUUCUGGGCUACGUGGCCUUCCGAAGGUCCUGUCAAGCUUGCGGGGACUCUGUGUUGGUGGUCAGUGAGGACGUCAAUUAUGAGCUGGGCCUGGACUCCCACCAGGGCACAUUGUACUGGAGUGACCUCCAGGCCAUGUUCCUGCGACUCCUGGGGGAGGGGCGCCUGGAAGACAACAUCAGGGAAACCAGCCUUCGCCCGCGGGUGGCCGGCUCACCCGGGAUGGCUGCCCUGGCCCAGGACGUCGUCGCCGCACUCUCCCGCCAGAAGCUGGACCACGUGUGGACGGACACGCACUACGUGGGGCUGCAGUUCCCCGACCCGGCUCGCCCCAACACGCUGCGCUGGGUCGAUGCGACCGGGAGGGCCGGGGAGCCGCUGCCGCUGGAGGACCCCGACGCCUACUGCCCCUACAGCGCCACCGGCAACGCCACGGGAAAGCUGGUGUACGCCCACUACGGGCGACCGGAAGACCUGCAGGGCCUGCGGGCCAGGGGCGUGGAGCCGGCCGGCUGCCUCCUGCUGGUGCGUGUCGGGGUGACCAGCUUUGCCCAGAAGGUGGCCAGUGCCCAGGACUUUGGGGCCAAAGGAGUGCUCAUAUACCCUGACCCAGCCGACUUCUCCCAAGACCCACACAAGCCAGGCCUGUCCAACCACCGGGCUGUAUAUGGACAUGUGCACCUGGGAACGGGGGACCCCUAUACGCCUGGCUUCCCUUCCUUCAACCAAACCCAGUUCCCGCCAGUGGCAUCCUCUGGCCUCCCUGGCAUCCCUGCUCAGCCCAUCAGUGCAGACAUCGCCUUCCGCCUGCUGAGGAAGCUUAAAGGCCCUGUGGCCCCUCAGGAAUGGCAGGGGCGCCUCCCAGGCUCCCCUUAUCGCCUGGGCCCUGGGCCAGGCCUGCGCCUAGAGGUCAACAACCAUAGAACCUCCACUCCCAUCAGCAACAUCUUUGGCUGCAUUGAAGGUCUGGCAGAGCCAGAUCACUACGUUGUCAUUGGGGCCCAGAGGGAUGCAUGGGGCCCAGGAGCAGCCAAGUCUGCGGUGGGGACCGCCAUACUGCUGGAGCUGGUGCGGACCUUUUCCUCCAUGGUGAGCAAUGGCUUCCAACCGCGCAGAAGUCUUCUUUUCAUCAGUUGGGACGGAGGCGACUUCGGGAGUGUGGGCUCCACAGAGUGGUUGGAGGGCUACCUCAGUGUGCUGCACCUCAAAGCUGUAGCCUACGUGAGCCUGGAUAACGCGGUGCUGGGGGACGACAAGUUCCAUGCCAAGACCAGCCCACUGUUGAUCAGCCUCAUCGAGAACAUCCUGAAGCAGGUGGACUCUCCUAACCACAGCGGGCAGACUCUCUAUGAGCAGGUGGUGUUCACCAAUCCCAGCUGGGAUGCCGAGGUGAUCCGGCCCCUGCCCAUGGACAGCAGCGCCUAUUCCUUCACGGCCUUUGCCGGGGUCCCUGCGGUGGAGUUCUCCUUCUUGGAGGAGGAUCCCGCGUACCCAUUCCUGCACACGAAGGAAGACACAUAUGAGAACCUGCACAAGAUGCUGCAAGGACGACUGCCCGCCGUGGCCCAGGCUGUGGCCCAGUUGGCUGGGCAGCUCCUCAUCCGGCUGAGCCACGACCACCUGCUGCCUUUCGACUUCGGCCGCUAUGGGGACGUGGUCCUCCGGCACAUCGGCAGCCUCAACGAAUUCUCUGGGGACCUCAAGGCCCGCGGGCUGACCCUGCAGUGGGUGUACUCCGCGCGGGGAGACUACAUCCGGGCGGCCGAGAAGCUGCGGAAGGAGAUCUACAGCUCGGAGGAGAGAGACGAGAGGCUGAUGCGCAUGUACAACGUGCGCAUCAUGCGGGUGGAGUAUUACUUGCUGUCCCAGUACGUGUCACCGGCUGACUUUCCCUUCCGACACAUCUUCCUGGGCCGUGGAGACCACACGCUGGGAGCCCUGCUCGACCACCUGCAGCUGCUGCGCUCUAACAACUCUGGGGCCUCCCCCAAGUGGUCCCAGGCACUGGGCUUCCAGGAGAGCCGCUUCCGGCGCCAGCUGGCCCUGCUCACCUGGACGUUACAGGGGGCGGCCAACGCGCUUGGCGGAGACGUCUGGAACAUCGAUAACAACUUCUGAGCCCCGCGCUGGACCCCACCGGGCCCUGACCCCUGCUGAGAACUCUUUGUCUCCCUGCUCGAGGGGUGCAGGGUGAAGGAGGUGACCCAAGCACCUCUCAGUGUGACCGAUUUCUCACUAACCCUCUGAUCCGUCCACUGGGCUCUGUGCAGACACCACACACCCCUGGUCCUGCAGUGCAGAUGGGCAGUGCAUCCAUAAUGUGACGCAAGCAGCAGCCCUUGGGCCAAUCACAGCCCCUUUCCAUUUCAGGCACAGGAACCCCAAUACCCAGAACCCACUCUGAGAGCUUUGCUAGGCUCUGAGACCUGGCCAGUUCCCUGAAUGGGAGAGACAGCUGGCACUGCAGCCUUAGGGCCAACAAGUGCUCUGUGGUGAGAGGGGCACUGGGUUUGGAUGGCAAUAAACCACCUGGUUAUGUGUUAUUCAUAA
Molecule: messenger RNA, 2931 nt
Organism: Sciurus carolinensis (gray squirrel)
Lineage: Eukaryota; Metazoa; Chordata; Mammalia; Rodentia; Sciuridae
Gene: Tfr2
Product: transferrin receptor 2
Exons: 19
Coding region: 91-2499 (802 amino acids)
Biological process (GO): transferrin transport; endocytic iron import into cell
Cellular component (GO): external side of plasma membrane
Molecular function (GO): transferrin receptor activity
Source: RefSeq, a predicted model, not a curated record